Varroa destructor (honeybee mite) is the source of this 4510-nucleotide messenger RNA. RefSeq names its product solute carrier organic anion transporter family member 4A1-like. Gene Ontology annotation, biological process: sodium-independent organic anion transport; transmembrane transport. The record is from RefSeq and is a predicted model, not a curated record. Gene Ontology annotation, cellular component: basolateral plasma membrane. Lineage: Eukaryota; Metazoa; Arthropoda; Arachnida; Mesostigmata; Varroidae. Gene Ontology annotation, molecular function: protein binding.
UAGGCCCUCUCUGUGUCACCCUUCCCUUUAGUCCUUCUCAGUGCCAAGGUCACGGGACGCAGAUUACGUACCACCAAUUACAACGGCAUCGACGGCAAUGACGCUGAUGAUGAUCGUUGACUUCAACGUCAACGUGCUAGUAAUGGUGGCAGAGUUGCCGCUCGUCGUAUCUGCCCCCUACGAAUGCCCGUCACCGACACAUCGCCGCAGGGAACUAUCCAACAGCACGGCCAUUGCCGAGCAAACCUUGAAGAGCAAACGGUAAUUUGCUACCAGAAGGCCGAUGAACAGCUUCAGCAGCAGCCACCGCUCACACAAUUAAUACUGCUAGUCCGCGGCUGUUGUUGUUAUGCGAAGUCAAAGUUAAGCUGCGGUGCCAUACCUGCUCCGUAGGCUCUCCUGCUAUUGCCGUGGAACUGCUCGUAGAAGUGUAACGAACGAGCAGCAGCACAAGCGGACAUCAUCGCCAAUACCAAGAAGGGUCUGGCGGAGACGCAAGCAUCAGAAGCGGCCGUUUGAGGCAGAAGUAAACGUCGCAGUGCUUCUACGGCAAAGCGGUUCGCGAACGAACCAGAAGUCCAAACACAGUAGGCUAGUCCACAAACAACAGCCGUAUUAACAUGUAAAACUAGCGGAUGGUCGUUCUAGCCAAUCGACAAGGACCUGCUUCAAGCGCUAAAGACGCCGAGGGCGGGCUUUGGCUAACACACAAUAGUGGAUUAUUAGACUAUGAAGUAGAGCGACAGUCCGCUGUGGAGAAGUAAACGACAAUUGUAUUCUUGCAUGGUGAACACGAACUAAAACGCGUCGAAGUCAAGUGCAGACCGACUAUGUGGUGUGAGUGGUGUUUACGUGAAUACUCGGAUGUGUCUCGUAAACACUGAAAUCUGUUAGGAUUUAAUAAAAAAAAGGCGAAGCCGGCAACGGGUGCUGAUGUGAGCUUGGGCCCUGUUAUCGUUGCUGGUGAUGAUGGUGGUAAUGGUGACCCUAAAAUGGGUACUGUGUCUCCGCAGAAUGUCGAACUGUUCGGAGAGUGCGGAAAGUGAAGUACAAUAAUACUUGCCACUCAGAGGAUUUGAUCCGGAGCUCACAAGUAAUAGGAAGCAGUACAACAGUGAUGAAUGGGUCUGUCAGAAAGCAUUGGUGAACCUGUCGUUAGCUUGUGACUGUAUUAAGAAAUAAUCCUGCAAGCCAGAACGAUAUAACAUCAGAAUGGGAUAUUUUUCUUGGAAAGCUUGAACUGUCAAAAUGGUGAUCGAUGUCUCUCGAUGAAUAGCUACUAUUGGAUUAUAUAGGUACAUGGUACAGUUAUAAUAUAGCUUGACGAGACAGUUGUACACCUAAUUAACCGGUGUUUUUUUACGACAGAUAUAACGUGUGGCUCAAUCGAAGUUUUUUUUUCGAAGCACGGCAUUUUACUUGAAAAUACUGGACUUCAGACGAAAUCCAACCGGGUACAGAAAUCGUGUUCCGAGUACACAAAAAAAACCGAAAACAGCUUCGUAUGUGUCUGUGUUGGCGUGCAAUUGGAAUUUGAAGUUGCAGUGUAUUACAAUAAAUCGUUUAAUCGUGGACACACAGUUUAGAAUUACCAUAGCCUUUCGACAGGUCGAGAAGACGACACACCUAUUACAGAAGGUCAGCGAGCCUCAACGAAGGAAAAAUCAAUUGAGCGGCGACGUUCGUUGAGGCCGUCAUGCAUGGCUGGAGCCAGUGGAGCCUUACCGCCGUCCUGGAGUAACCGGGCACGCUGGUUUGAAGGGCAGAGGUAAUAACGACUACCAGCCUUGCCUCUGCAUUUAUCGCCAGCACAGGCUGCCUUCGACGCCUGGUACGCUCAACACUGAAGAAGGAUGUGCCAGGACCAACCGAGCUCAGCAACCCCGCGAUCGCCGCGUUCGGUGACGCAGAGUGCAGUGUCUUUGUCUUGACGGCAGGCCACAAUGAAUGGGCAGGCCAAUGGUGAGCCACCGGCGACCAACACGACUGAUUUGGCGAUAAUCACAAAGGACACAAAACUUGGAGGUCCUGGAACUGGAGGAGCAAUAGGAAUUAGCAAUGGAAAGGAGUCCUCUAAGGAGUCAGCACAUCUGUCGGCGUUCGGCAUCUCUUUGCCGAAAUUCCGUAUGCAUAAUGGUCGACGAGCGACCAUCGCGUCUCUGGGUGAACAAGAUGAAAUGUGCGGCAUCCUUGGUUUUCGCCUGCGGUGGCUGCAGCGGUUUAAAACCGUCGAGUGGUUUUUGUUUGUCUUCUGUAGCAUGGGCUAUAUACAGGGCUUCAUCAACAACGGCAUCACGACGUCGGUAUCGGCGCAUAUCGAACGGCGAUUCGAACUCAAAUCGGUGGAUAUUGGUCUCGUCUAUGCGGGUUACAAUAUUGCCUCGUUCGCCUGCAUCACUCCAGUGAGUUAUCUACUAGCAGAGAGUCACCGACCCCGUGUGCUCGCCCUUGGCGGACUAAUAAAUACUGUCUCAUACUUUCUAUUUACGCUUCCACAUUGGAUUGCCCCUGCUCAUGAACACAAUGGGGGCAGCCAUUCGUCAUUGAUGUGUGGAUUUGAGUCUUCAGCGUGCCGGCAAAGCGAAACCAAUUUAGAGAAUUACAAAUGGAUAUUUAUUAUUGCGAACAUCCUGCACGGGAUGGGCUCAUCGCCAUUUUAUACCAUCGGCGUAGCGUACCUGGACGAUAACACGCCUGCCGAACGUUCGGGACUGUAUAUUGCUACGUUUUACGCAACAGCGAUUUUAGGUCCUGCGUGCGGUGUUAUGCUAGGCGGGUAUUUCUCCUCACUUCCGGAAAAUCUUCAUGAUAUUAGCAGUUUCUCGUCGGGGGCAUUGGCCCGCAGCGAAACAUGGGUUGGCAACUGGUGGAUUGGAUACCUGAUUGCCGGUAUUAUUUGCAUAGGUCUCACGCUCCCAAUGGCAUUAUUCCCGAAAAUCAUGGACCCGUUGAAAACGGCAACCAUUCAUGGUUCCCCUUCAAGUAAGAAGUCUGAUACCUCGAACGAGAAAUUGGACAAAACGUUUCUUCAGUACAUGAAAUUCCUAUUAACAAAUCCGAUAUUUAUCACGUUAUCGCUAGCGGCCGCCAGCGAGACGUUCGUGGCGACUGGCUAUUUGAGCUUUGGCGUAAAAUUGUUUAUGACACUAUUCAGUAUGACGGGCCACAGUGCCGCGGCAGUCCUCGGCGUUGUAGCCGUACCAAGCGCGUUCGGCGGUACCAUCCUAGGAGGAUACCUGACGCGAAAAAUGAAUGCACGACCAGCCGUCGUCAUACGCAUAUGUACGCUAAUCGCGUGUAUACCGUUCAUUGCGACAUUUGCUUUCCGAGACUCGUGUCCACCUCGCGAGUAUAUGACGCGUCGAGGUCUUCGACCUUUAUAUGCCAACUUCACGAAUACCGACUUACUGAUGGAUUGCAAUUCGAUGUGUCGUUGCACUCACAAUACGUUCGAGCCAACUUGUGGCGCCGACGGCGUCAACUAUUACUCUCCAUGUCACGCGGGCUGCAGCGACAGCCGGAUGGAAACUGUCGGCCAUGUCAUUUACUCGAACUGUUCGUGCAUACUCAAUCGUACAAGCAAGCUCGACGAUAUUGAAUUGGAAGCUGGUCAAGGCCUCACACGGCCGUGCGAGCCGAAGCCCUGCUCUGUUUUGUAUAUAUUCUGUGUGGCAAUGUUCAUAUAUUUAUUUUUUAUAUUCCUCGUAGCCACCCCGUCGCUUUUGUCCAUGAUGAAAUCGGUGCCUGAGGACUCGAAAACACUAGCCCUCGGUAUUAACUACGUGUCACUUCGACUCUUCGGCACUAUACCCGGCCCGUUACUGUUCGGUAAGGUCGUCGAUUCUAGUUGUGUCCUAUUCAAACAGAAGCCAUGUGGUGGCUCAGGAGCGACAGGCAAUUGCGUGAUCUACGAAAACUCACGUCUUGCCAUAAACGUGUUCAAUUUGAUGAUUAUCGUGAAGACAUUCGCGCUGGCUUUUUUCAUGCUAGCGUGCCUCUUCUCGAAGACUUCGUCACAAACAGCGCCGUCCACUGACCAAAUCACGCCGCUGAAGAUACCGACAAACGAAGAGAAAACAUAAACAAAUCGACAAAGAGCAAACAAUGACCGGCACUGCUCGACGACUACGUGUGAACGUCACGUAUUAUCUCUAAAAAAAAACAGGAUAGACUGACGAACAGUUAGUACAGACUUCCAUAAACAUGAUGGCUUGGCGGUGGUAAAUUUGAAGCCCUCUCUCUCUAUGCCCAAAUUCACUUUUGACCGAAACACCAGUCGUUUGUAUCUAUAAGUACUAAAUAAAUAAAGACAAAUAAGUAACGAAGCGAACACAACCCGUUACUGUGAGAGCCUUUUUGCGAGUGUGAUAUGUUAACAGGCAAAGGUGGCGUGAUAUUACUUGGAAAAUAAGUUACGACAUGAUAGAGCCGGUAAUAAAAGAUGAAGCACAAAAGACAAGAAACGAACGAAAGAGGCGGAACGAAGAGAAAGCGUGACCGUAAGCCCUGC